Malassezia globosa CBS 7966 is the source of this 1143-nucleotide messenger RNA. RefSeq lists its product as uncharacterized. Gene Ontology annotation, biological process: mitochondrial respiratory chain complex III assembly. NCBI's taxonomy places the organism in Eukaryota, Fungi, Basidiomycota, Malasseziomycetes, Malasseziales, Malasseziaceae. The transcript has a single exon. The coding region runs from base 1 to 1143 and encodes 380 amino acids. The record is from RefSeq and is a predicted model, not a curated record. Gene Ontology annotation, cellular component: mitochondrion.
AUGUCGCCUACUCCAUGUGUAUGGAAGCAUGCUGCACGAGCUUCAACGUCGCUCACGCGGCUGCCGUCGCAACACCCAACUAUUACAUGGCGUGCGAGCUCCUCUAGCUCUGCAGGUGAUAAGCGGAGACCAAGAGACUCUUUGCUGCGCCGGAAUCUCGCGCCGCUCUCGCCACCGACGCCACCGCCUAGCAAAACUAAGUACAGCCCGCUCACAGUGGCCCUUGUCAAGGGAACGGGGCGCUUGCUUGGCUACAACUUUGUGCGCAGCAAAGCCAUCAAAGUGACGGGUGAUUUGUACGACCGAGCAGCGAUGCGCGCACAGGCGGAAGCUCACUUCUGGUAUAAGGAGUGUGCAUUACCAGCAUCGUUCCAAACAUGGUUUCAACUGACGAAUCUGCAUGUGUUUCUCCUGCUGAGUCGAAUCCGCGCGCUUCCAUCCCAGGAGGCCAAAACGUAUUCGCAGGAGUUGAUCAACCACUUUUUCAUAGAUACCGAGUCUCGGAUGAGAGAACGCUUUGGUGUUCAGACGUCACGCCUGGUGAAGGGGUACAUGAAAGACCUGCACCUGCAACACCGUGGAUCUACUGUUGCAUACGAAGAAGGACUGGCAACGGAUGAUAUUCGAUUGUCGGCAGCCAUUUGGCGAAAUGUGUGGGGUGGUGGCUGGGGCGUCAUUGGCGGUGUCAAGCGCAAGGCGCCGAGCUUGAGCACAAAGAAGUCACAACACAACACCUUGCAAGCCAGUGGCCGCCAACCGAGCAAUGAGACCGAUAAGGACGGAAAAGUAGUGGCGGACAACCAAGCUCACAGCGAUCAUGAAGAUGCUGUACCUGACUAUACCGUGGAUCAAGAUGCCCUGAUGGCCCAAGACAAGACAGAUGGACAACGCGAAGCGCGUGCAGAAUUGUUAUUUCCUCAGCAUCUAGAGCGGGUGACUCGCUGGCUCCGUCGCGAAGUGUACCGACUGGGGCACUUACCAGACGAGACCGUGAUGGAUGGCGAUGUGCAUGCGCCGCGAGCCGUUGUAGAAGAUGUCGUGGGCCCUCCAUCGGCCUCGACGACCGCGGCCAUGUCAGCGACAAGCUCCUCGCAGUCUGAAGGUGGCGUACAAACGAUCGUGUCUGCCUAUACACGUAUCUAG